UUGGGGGCAAAGGGAAUACUUGCGUAGUUGGGUAUUAAAACCCACCCUGAGGAGUCAUCUCAGCCUAAUAGGAGGAAUACGGUUUAAUGAUCAGCUGCAUGACACCUCUAGAAUGUCUGUCUAGGGAAUCUGACUCAGAUGUUAAAGUUUCCAGCAGUGAAAUCUUGGCACCAUUGGCAUCAGUUUCUGGCUCAAGAAACAAGAACAACAUAGAAUCGGCAGAGCUUCCCUUUCUUGAAGUUGACAUCAGAGAAAUAUUUGCAAUUCCCUGCAAACCGGAUUUCAGGCCUAGAAAAAGAAGGAAGAGAUUUUGCAGGAGAAACCAGUUCUGGAAGAAGAGCUGCUGUCUGAAGCCAAAGACAAUGCUGUGUGAAGGAAAAGAUCCAAGUGCGAAGCUACGAAAGCAGCAACCAGAUGAAGGUAAAAAAGAGAUGGAGGAAGUGCAACAGGUUAAAGUAAAAUCAACCUCCCAUGUGGCUGUGCAGACCGAACAGGGACAGCCCAAAGGAAGGAAGGCACAAUUUGUGAUGGUUCAGGUGCAACAGCAGCCGCACGUGAGAGAUAAUGCACCAUCUCUGACAGUGACUAUUCAGCAGCAGUGGGAUGGAGAAGGAGAUGUUCCAGAGGUAACUGUAGAGGUACAGAAUCAAGAACAAAAGACAGAUAUGCCAUGCAUAACCAUUCAGGUCCAACAAGAGUGGAACAAUCCUACUGAGGUUUCAUGUGUGUCUGUGAAAGUACAGCAACAGAAGGCAGGGAGGGAGACACCAUGCCCAUGUGUCACUGUGCAGGUGCAGCAGAAGAAUCGAGAAGAAGAAAUUCCACACGAAAGUGCUCAUUGGCAACCUACCAGUAGGUAUGAGGCUGCAUCUUGUGUGAUAGAAGAUCAACAGCAAGCCCAAUACAAGGAAAAGACGGUGAGUGCUGAAAUAGAGCAUCAGCAACAAGAGCAGGAAAAGACAAAUGUAAUAGGUUCAAAGCCUCUUGAGCAAGGAGCAAAUGAUUCCUGGGUGACAAAGAGUUUGCCAGAGCAAUAUCGGUGGGACAAUAACACAGAGCAGCUGAAUCCAGUACAGUUGCUACACACAGACCACAAAGAAAAUGGGUUAGAGGCAAUAGUGACUAAGAAGCAACGUCAUGGUGACAGCCAAGAUGCAAAGCAAACAUCGACCUCAGAUCUACAUCUACAGAAUGUGACUGAGGAAGAUGGAAAAGGAGCCAAUGCAGAGCAGCAAAAUGAAGAUGGCAAUGCCUCUGAGCAGCUAAGUUCAGAUGAACGAGCCCCAAAGGUGAUUGCAGAGGAGCAUAAGAAGGAAGAUGGACCAGAACAAACAGUAUCCAAGAAACACAGGAGGAGGGACACACCUAACUAUUUUGUUGCAAUCCCAAUAACAAAUGAUCAGAUUUUAGACAAAAUUGAAGAUGUCCAAGAGCUUAUAUUCACCAAAGAGCCUGAUCUGUUGAAAGCCCUAGUUCCAGUUCAAACUAUGCAUCUUACCAUUAUUAUGGCACACCUGAGUACAGAAGAUGAUGUGAGAAGGGCAGUUUCUGCUUUGGAGCACAGCAAGGCCAAAGUCAAAGCUAUGUUACAGGAGAAACUCUUUAGCAUGACAUUUCAUGGGAUUGGCCAAUUUAACAACCAAGUGAUAUAUGUUAAAAUGUCAGAGGAUGAACAGCAAAUGCUAAGCAGAAUUGCAGAAGCUGUGUGGAGCUCUUUUACUGAAAUGAAUGUCGACAUCUCAGGCAGCAAAGCCUUCAAGCCACACCUGACAUUUCUAAAACUGUCCAAAGCACCUGCAUUGAGAAGGAAGGGCUUUAGAAAAAUCCAUGAAGACCUCUAUACAGAGUAUGAAGAUAGCCUUUUUGGCACAGAAAUCCUGAGUCAAAUUGAUCUCUGUGCCAUGCAUAAAAAGAAGCAGGAUUCUGGUUAUUAUCAUUGUGAAUGUUCAAUUAAUGUACACCCAACAAAUUAUCAGAAUAAUAAAAAAGAAGAAAUGCAUACAGAUGAUCCAAAAGAGAAUAUUCCUGAUGAUCUUCUAAAUGAUGGCACAUUUGACAAUGCUAGACCAAUGCCUGCAGACAAUUAUCUUGCUUCUCCAAAUAAUUAUAAGCUAACUGAAAAUGUUGAUGGCAAUUCAGUCACAACAUUAAAUGAAGGCAAUGAUAUGAAUAAGAGAGAGAGACAAGCUAGAGCCAAGGAUGAAACCUUCACUGCUGAUGGAGAAGUCUGUUCCAAGUUGCUACCUGAACUCUUGCCAGCAAGCCCAGAAACAUUAAAAGCUAAGCAUGAGGAACAAGAAGAAGCGAAGCUGACAGAUGGUGACUUAGGUAAAGUUGAACAAAGAGAAAAGGCUUCUCAGCAGCCAGCCAAUAAUGUAUGAUGGUACAACAUAUUCCUCAAGCAGAAGCAGAUGCAAACUGCCAAGGGUGAUACCAAUUAAUGUAGAAACAGGACACAUUGUGGGUUACUCUAAAAUAUAUUGCAAUUGGAGAAACCCAAUCUUAUAAGAAAAACCCUUUAGUAUAAGGCUUGGUAUAAACCUUAAUGUGAGAAUAUCAGGUUUACUCUUUAUCAGGAAAAAGGUAUAAGAAUUACUGAUAAAUAUAAAUUGUCUGACACAUGACUACUGUACACAUGAGAUUAUGAUUGUGUUGUGCACAUGAGAUUGUGCUUGUGUAUGUAAUAAUUUAAAUGUACACUUUUUGUUAAAGCAUAAAUGCUCCUUGACUUCAUUUUGUGAAUGAAUAGCUUAAGUAUUUCUUAAAAGGAAGUGGACUAAAAGGAGAGGAUUUCAAUAGUAGGAUGAUCUGAUUUUUAGGUUAAAGAAGGAUUUGUUUAUUUGAAGAUGCCAGUCUUAUAGACCAAAAAGCUGAAACUAAAAGCAAUAUAUAAAAUACUGAUAAUUAAAACAUUGGAUUACUAGAAGUAAUAAUUUAGGUACAAGAUUUGUUCAAGAAGCAUUUCCGAUAGGAAGGAACAAGGUAAAGUGUGUGUGCAUUAAUAAAGAAUGCAAUGCAA
Hemicordylus capensis (graceful crag lizard) is the source of this 3019-nucleotide messenger RNA. RefSeq lists its product as uncharacterized. The record is from RefSeq and is a predicted model, not a curated record. The transcript has 7 exons. Gene Ontology annotation, molecular function: protein kinase A regulatory subunit binding. The coding region runs from base 87 to 2381 and encodes 764 amino acids. Lineage: Eukaryota; Metazoa; Chordata; Lepidosauria; Squamata; Cordylidae. Gene Ontology annotation, cellular component: cytosol.